CUGACACGUUUAGCUCUUUGUGAUCUAAACUUACUUGAAAAGGAAUUAAUAUUAAACUUUGCAUAAUCGUGACAUUGUUAUAAAAUAAUUCGAAGACAACUUGUUCCUAUCAUCUUAAAAAUAAUGAAUUCUGAAGAGGGUACAAGUAACAGUCAAAACAAGAAUGAAACAAAAGUAGAAGGAAGUUUUAAAAAAAAUGGUAAUCAAUCAAUUGAACAGCCAACUAAACCAUCUAAAGUUAUACAGUUUGAAAGUAAAUUAAAUGGAGAUCAAGUAAAGUUAAGUAACAAAUUGGGAGACAGUAGUGCCAAGAAUCAUUUGUCUUCAAAAGUUUCGGUUGCAUUUGCUAAUGGUACAAGAUCUUCACAAACUAAUACAUGUACUUUCAUCAAUGCUAUGGAUCAAGAUACAAAUCAAGAUAUAUUGAAUGCAGGUGUAUCUUCCAUGUUUUUAAAUACUAACAAUAUUAAAUCCCAGACUGUGAACACUAAUGUUACAAGUCAAUUGAAGCAUAAGACUAUAAUGAGUAUGAGCGGUUUGAAUUUGCCUAAGCCUCCAAUGCACUUAAAUUUAUCUUCCAGUCAGAACAACAUACAUGUGAAUCAUACUUGUAUGUCAGGUUCUUUUAAUACUGGCAGUACAUCAAAUGCUACUUUACAUUUAAAUAAUUCAGUAUCAGUUUCAUCUACAGUGCAAUCAAAUUUAUCAACGGCUAAACCAAAUGAGGAUAUUGAUAUGAAAAAUAAUGUAGAUUAUAUUUCUGGAAUUGAAAAGUGUCCAUCAAAAGUGUCAUGUAGUUCAGACUCUAGUCCUGAAGUGGAAAGUGUCUGGACAUCAAGGUCCUAUGGAUCUCACAGCCUAUUAAAUAAUAUAGGGGGUAGUAUAGGUUCAACAAGUCAAGGAACGUGUUGUUUCUUAAGACCUAACAUUAACGGGGAUAGGGAGGUAGCAGGACCAAGUGGAUUACAAAAGAAUACACAAAGAGAGCAAAAUGAGAGGAGGGAUUCAAGUUCUGGAAACGAAGGAGACAUGUCAGAUGGAGAAGAUUACUGUAUUUAUACGUAUAAGGGAAAUGAUAAUGCAGCUCAUUUGAUACAAAAGGAAGAGUUAAAUCAAGGGCAAGUGGAAGAACAUGAAGGAGAAGAGCAAUGUCCUAGUGGUAGAUCAAGUCCAGAAAUGGAUUUUUUGGAAAUGGACUUUGAUCCUGGGCCUUCUUGUGAGCAGGAUACAGGAGAUAGCGAUUUGGCAUCUAUAAAUGAAGAUAUACAGAAUAUAGCAUUAGAUAAUGUAGAUCCAGAUCCAGUAUUAAAUGAUUUAAGUAGUGGUAAAGUUGUAGCUAAACAAGGAAUUGCAACUACAUCUCAAAACCCAAAGCAAAGUGUACAAAAUGUGAAUAAUGCUGAGCCUCAGCCAUGUUCCAGUGGUACUUCAUCUGCUCCCGAAUCAAGUAUAAAACCAAAUUAUCCUGCACCGUGGAUGCCAAAUGCGACUGGAAAAUGGGAAACCACCAGAAUGUAUCGUAGUACAAGGUGUCCUUUACGUGAAUCAUAUGGAUAUCACAAUACAAGCGGAGAUCUUAUCUCACCGGGUGACAAUAGAGAUUCGGAUGCCGAAUUGUGGGUUGAAUCUUCAUCAGCUUCUAUUCCAGAAAAUUCGAGUUUAAACUCUAGGAGAGUGAAUCUCAGUUCAACUCUUUAUCAUCGUAUGAUGGCAAAGAAAUUGAUGCUCAAUAAACAAGCUGCAUUUAAUCAGAGUGGUGACUCAAAUCUAGAAAACGAAUUAUCUAACGAACGAUUAGAUGGCCUUUUACCAGUUGAAAAAAUUAUGUUAUGGAGUGAACAAGAAGCUACAGUUAAACAAGUAACUCAAAUAGGAACCUCUGCAUGUGGUGCUACUGCUGCAAUAAAUGCUUUGUUGGCUUUAAAUGUACCAUUUUCACUAGAAACAUUAGUAAAAGGUGUGAAUACUAGACAAAGAGAACCAGGUACACCAUUACCGCGAUAUUUAUACAGCCGAUCAGUGGCUGGAUCGACACACGAAGAUCUAGCUCGUGGUAUAGCGUUAUGUACAAAUGGAUCAGUCGUAACAAAGUUUUUUGCAUUUUAUCCAGAAAGGAAAGUUUCAUUGUCUCAUUGGUUACAUUAUUGGAUAUCAAAAGGUGCUGCGCCUAUAGCAACGUUAAAUUUACAACAUUGCGGAGAAGGGUGUGAUAUUCCAGAUGCAUGGCAUCAUCAAAUGAUAUUUGGUGUUGGACAAGCAGGAAUUUAUUUAACUAAUCCAUUAGAAUGUUUACCUGAACAGUAUGUAUGGCAUCAACUUGUAAGUCCUAGUGUUUUGCUAGUACGAAGAGCGGAUAUUUUAGCUCAUUGGAAUUCUAAUACGGAUUUAACACCAAUCGCUGCUAUGGAUCAAAAGUGGCGAAAGCUCAAUGUUUUCGGUCAAGUUGUAAAUAUGGUACGCGAAGCAAUGACCCAGAGACGUCAACUUAAUAAUCUAACUACCGGUGUAACUCACAUUCGUAUUCCUGCAUCUUAUCAAGCAGGUAUUACAUUAGUUAUGUGUGCAGACUCUGCAGCUGCUUCCGAGUUGUUACAUACUGAACAAUUACCAUUACUCUAGUCUUGUUGAUCAAAAUUAAUAAAAUCCAGGCUGCCCCUUUUUAUUUGUAAUAAAUUUAAUUAGCAGGCUG
Messenger RNA from Eufriesea mexicana, 2689 nucleotides. RefSeq lists its product as uncharacterized. Lineage: Eukaryota; Metazoa; Arthropoda; Insecta; Hymenoptera; Apidae. The coding region runs from base 124 to 2619 and encodes 831 amino acids. The transcript has 10 exons. The record is from RefSeq and is a predicted model, not a curated record.